AUGGCGUUAUUCCUCCGUGUGAAGAACAAGUUAGACAAGAGGUGUUGCACGUUGUGGUUCUUUUGGCCCUCAGAAAUAUGCAGAUUGAAUCAAAGGUUAUCGAAAUCCCAGAGAGAGAAUGAAUCCCUCCAAGAAAAGGUGAAACAUCUCACUUUGGUGGCUGAUACAGUUGAGUUGAAAACACAGCAGCUUCAAGCUUCUCUUCAGCAAGGGAACGAGCUACAAAAUAGGUGUCGGGAGCUACAAAAGGAAUCAUUAGAUUUAACUAAUCAAGUCGAGGUGAUUGGACUGGAGCUGCGGAAAGUGACGGCUGAGAUGGAGCACUACAAGAAGCUGCUCACGACGAAAUCAAAUGAAGUUGAUGUCUGCCAAAAUGAGCUGAAGAAAAUGAAAUACGAAAAUGGAAUUUCUGAAUCGAGACUUGCAAAAGAGCUGAAGGAGAAGGAGGAAUCACUGUUAAUCUGCCAGCAAGUGUGCAAGCAUUUGCGGGAAGAAGUGGCUGAGAAAGAGAGGAAGGAAGAAGAGCUGAAAAGAAGAACAGGCCGAACAGACGGCGAGAUAGAAGCACUUAAAUCUCUCCUCAGACAGGCAGAGGAAGAGGUGAUGAUGUUGAAACAAGACAGGGAGUUAAUGCUGAUUUCUCAUCAGAACAGAACAGAGCAGCUGCAGGAAGCGCUAAGGCAGAAGCUGCAGAGCGAGGAUGACCGGAGGGCGAAGCUGGAACUUGACCUGGCUAAAGGUGAAGCACGACACAAAGAAGCUAUCCUUAAAGUCAAGGAAGAAGCGAAAAUGGAACUUGAAAAUGAAAGACAAAAAUACCAAGAAAUCAUCACAAAAUGUCAGAGGGAUCAAGAAGAGCUCCAGAAGAAGAUACCUGAAUUAAUAUCCAGUGGCAUCAAUAACUUAAGGAUGGAAGUGGAAAUUCUUGAAAAGAAACUGCAGGAUGCCCAGGUCAAACUUUCAGAGAAAGAUGAAGAUAAGGAAAAAGAUAUUCAGAGUCUUAAGGGACUAAUUACUGAGCUUGAAUUUCAGCUGAAGAUGGAAAAGAACAAUAAUGAAUCAUUUUUGGAUAAUAUGAGGAAAGAAAUCAAACAGAAGUCAGAUGAACUGGAAAAAAUAACACAGGAGCGAGCGCAGCUGAUCCACAACUUGAGUCAAGUCCAAGAGGAGAACACUCUCCUCCAGGAAACGGUGCGCAGAGAGUGUGAGGAACGCUACGAGCUCACUGGCGCUUUGACUCAAGCCAGGGAACAAGUCCUGGAACUAAAGAAGCUCAGCGGCAACUUCCCGUUAUCAGCGUGUUCCCUCGCGCAGGGCAGCCUAACCUCCUGCGCUGCCCUGGUCGAUAGUUACGGGCAGAAGAGCCGCACUAGCCCCAGCUCGGGGAAGCCAGGGCAGUUUGGGGUCUCCAGAGCCCCUAAGGCUCCCGUGCCCGGGCAGCGCAACGGCACCGUGGCGCUGCCGCUCCUGACGCCACCGGCAAGAGGGAAGGCGUCCUCGCUGAACGAGUCCAGGAGCAGAAUCGCUGCCGUUAUUAGAAGACAACUGAGUCAGCUGUGAGAGCCGUAAACGCCAGCGAACGCGCUGGCGUGAGCUGCGCACAGCAGAGUCAUUUCCCUGCAUUCAGUGACCGUUCACUUGGGCACCUCCGAGCCACGUCUCACCAAAUGCAAUGCGGGCAUUUCUGCAACUUAAGUUAUAUUUGUGCAUCUGUGUACUGCUGAUGCGAUAAUGUUUCUUUAUCCGUUGCAUAUCAAUGUAAUUAAAUGGCAUCUGCAGUUCGAGAUAAGUAGAAAAGUAUUACUGCUCCAGGAGGAGCACAUCUUUGAAAGGAUACUUAAAAUAAUUGCCAAUUUCAGCUAUUAUUUUCCCUUAACCGCUUUACUGUGAUUUUUCUAUUUCAAGUGCUGGCCAGUGUAAUUCCACUGCUUGUUUCUGAUGUGAAAAUAUGAUAUAUUUGGUUAGCAUCAGAUUUUUGCUGUUGUUUAAUUGAGUGGCAUCAUGUUUGCAGCUAGUUAUGCUUAGACCAAAGAGUUUAACUAGUCAUGGACUAAUAUAUCACUCUCCUAGCACUAACAAGUAGGUUAAAUGCUGUUCAGGGACAUAUAUUCCCUGCCACCUUGGGACAUGCCUUCAAGCCACGGUGAUGAUCAAGGAGUUGAAGACUUCAUAGUUUGUCCCCAAGAAGGUUUUCUCUCGCAAUGUGACGUGUGAGGGUCUUUGCACAAAGCUUGGAAGCUGCCGUUUGCAGGGAGUUGUUACACAAGAGAAUCAGGAUUUUAU
Nothoprocta perdicaria is the source of this 2283-nucleotide messenger RNA. RefSeq names its product leucine-, glutamate- and lysine-rich protein 1-like. The transcript is spliced from 9 exons. Bases 1 to 1560 code for a protein of 519 amino acids. The record is from RefSeq and is a predicted model, not a curated record. Lineage: Eukaryota; Metazoa; Chordata; Aves; Tinamiformes; Tinamidae.